AAAAUGUCGACAGAGCAACCAAAAGAGUUAACAAAAUCUGCUAGUGCGUUAAAAAAAGCUCAAAAGGCUGCAGAAUUUGAAGCAAAGAAGGCUGCAAAAGCACAACAACAGCAAUUAUGGCAACAGCAAGCCGCACAAAAGAAGGAGCGUGUAAAACCAGCAAAAGAAGCUCCCGUAGAAGAAGCUUUCGUUAAUAUGACACCAAAAGGUGAUAAAAAGGACACAACAAAGCCAAUGGCCAGUGGUUACAAUCCAGUCGCUGUAGAAUCCGCUUGGUAUGACUGGUGGGAGAAGAAGGGCUUCUUCAAGCCAUCUUUGGACGCAGACGGUAAACCAAUCGGCGAAGUCUUUGUCGUACCAGCACCACCACCAAAUGUCACCGGUAGUUUGCACAUUGGACAUGCUUUAACUAUUUCUAUACAAGACACUCUCGUUAGAUGGAAUAGAAUGCAGGGUAAGACAGUCUUGUGGAACCCUGGAUAUGAUCACGCAGGUAUUUCAACUCAAUCUGUCGUUGAAAAACGUCUCUGGAAGUCCUCAGGUCAAACUAGACAUGACCUCGGUAGAGAAAAGUUCUUAGGUAAAGUUUGGGAUUGGAAGGAAGAAUAUCAAAUGCGUAUUUCCAACCAAUUGAGAAGACUUGGUGCGUCAUACGAUUGGGACAGAGUUAGAUUCACUAUGGACGAAAAGCUUUCAAAGGCUGUUAUUGAAGCUUUCUGUCAAUUACGUGAAAGAGGUAUCAUCUACCGUUCAAAUAGAUUAGUCAACUGGUGUGUUAGAAUGAACACUGCACUUUCAAACCUUGAGCUCGACAGCAAAGAAAUUUCAGGUAGAACGCUUCUCAAUGUACCAGGAUAUGACGAGAAAGAGAAGUUUGAAUUUGGUGUUCUCACUUCAUUCUCCUACCAAGUCAAAGGUUCUGAUGAGAAGAUUAUCGUCGCAACCACUCGUCCAGAAACUAUGCUUGGUGAUUCAGCCGUAGCAGUCCACUCUUCAGACUCACGUUAUAAGCACUUACAUGGAAAGACAUUGGUACACCCAUUCGUUGAUAGAGAAAUUCCAAUCAUUGUUGAUGAUAUAUGCGUUGACCCUGCUUUCGGUACUGGUGCUGUUAAGAUUACACCUGCUCAUGAUUUCAACGAUUACGAAGUUGGUAAACGUCACAACUUACCUUUCAUCAACAUCCUUAAUGACGAUGGUACAUUCAAUGCCAAUGCUGGUGAUGAAUUCAAGGGUGUUAAAAGAUUCCAUGCUCGUAGAACUAUCGUUGAAAAGUUGAAGGAAAUUGGUAGCUACGUUGAUACAAAGGACAACUCGAUGGUUAUUCCAAUUUGUGCUAAAUCAGGUGAUGUUAUUGAACCAAUCAUGAAACCACAAUGGUAUGUCAACUGUCAAGAUAUGUCAAGAGAAGCUAUUGAGAGAACUAGAGCUGGUGAAAUGACUAUCCAACCAAAACACUCUGAAGGUGAUUGGUACAGAUGGUUAGAAAACCAACAAGAUUGGUGUAUCUCUAGACAACUCUGGUGGGGUCACAGAUGUCCUGCUUACUUUGUCAACAUUGAAGGUCAAGAACAAGAAUCAUCAGAUGACAAAAACUGGGUUGUUGGUCGUACACUUGAGGAAGCAAGGGAACGCGCUGAAAAGAUUGCAAAUGGUAAACCAUACACACUUGAACAAGAUGAAGACGUUUUAGAUACAUGGUUCAGUUCUGGUUUAUGGCCAUUCUCAAUUAUGGGUUGGCCAGAUGAGACACAGGAUAUGGAGAACUUCUAUCCAAACUCAUUGUUAGAAACUGGUUGGGAUAUUCUUUUCUUCUGGGUUGCUAGAAUGGUUUUCUUUGGUAUCACAUUGACAGGCCAAAUGCCAUUUAAGGAGGUAUUCACUCACGCUAUGAUUAGAGAUGCUCAUGGACGUAAAAUGUCAAAAUCAUUAGGAAAUGUUAUUGACCCAAUUGACGUUAUUGAAGGUUGUGAAUUAGAUGCACUUCACCAACAACUUUACGACAGCAAUCUCGAUCCAAGGGAAGUAAAGAAAGCACUUGAUGGCCAAAAGAAAGAUUUCCCUAAGGGUAUUCCACAAUGUGGUACAGAUGCUCUCAGAUUCACACUUUGUGCAUACACAGCAUCAAACCGUGAUAUUAACCUUGAGAUUUCAAAGGUAGAAAGCAAUAGAAAAUUCUGCAACAAGUUAUUCAACGCAACUAAAUUCGCUAUGCUUAAAUUCCCAGAAGGUUGGACCCCAGCUGCUAGUGCCAAACCAACAGGUGAUGAGAGCUUAGUUGAACGUUGGAUUCUCUCCAAGUUAAACUACUGUGCUAAGCAACUCGAUCAAGACCUCACCAACCGUAACUUCAUGAGCGCUACACAAGUUAUUUACAACUACUGGUUGUACGAAUUAUGUGAUGUCUUCAUUGAAGCAUCUAAGCCAUUGACUGCAGAAGAUGCAGAUGAGAAAUCUCGUAGAUCAGCUCAAAACACACUCUACACUGCUCUUGAUGCUGGUUUGAAGAUGAUGCACGUAUUCAUGCCAUACGUAACUGAAGAAUUAUGGCAACAUCUUCCACGCAGACCAAAUGACAACGCAGAAUCUAUCUCACUUACUGAGUUCCCUAAGGCUGACCCUGCAUUUGAAUUUACACAAGAAGCCAAGGACUUUGAAACAGCAUACGGUGCAAUUAAGGCAACAAGAUCACUUGCAACAGCUUACAACGUUCAAGGCAACAACAUUCAAGCCUACAUUGAAACUACUGAAGAGAAAGCGCCGAUUUUCAAAUCUCAAUUAGCAGUUCUCAAGACUUUGAUUAAGGGUUGCAAGGUAUUAGAAGUCGUAACAACCUCAUCUGAAAUUCCAGUUGGAUGUGCGGUUCAAUCAAUUAACGUUGACGCAAAUCUUCAUGUUUUAGUUAGAGGUCUUGUAGAUAUUGACGCAGAACUCACUAAACUCGAAAAGAAGGAGAAGGCAGCAAAGAUGACACUCGAAAAGACGAUAAAAGCAACUCAAAUUGAUGGAUACGCUGAAAAGGUUUCUGUACAAGUUCAACAAAAUAACCAAGAGAAGAUACAAAAUUACGAAAAGGAAAUUGAAGCUCUGACAUCAGCUAUGAAGACUUUUGCUUCACUUAAGUGAAGUAUGUUUAUUUAAAAUUUUUUUAUUUUCGAUAUA
Messenger RNA from Wallemia mellicola CBS 633.66, 3162 nucleotides. RefSeq lists its product as hypothetical. NCBI's taxonomy places the organism in Eukaryota, Fungi, Basidiomycota, Wallemiomycetes, Wallemiales, Wallemiaceae. Gene Ontology annotation, molecular function: aminoacyl-tRNA deacylase activity; valine-tRNA ligase activity; ATP binding. Gene Ontology annotation, biological process: valyl-tRNA aminoacylation. The record is from RefSeq and is a predicted model, not a curated record. Bases 196 to 3126 code for a protein of 976 amino acids. The transcript is spliced from 3 exons. Gene Ontology annotation, cellular component: cytosol.